GUUCCCGACUAUGAUGUCAGCGAUAGACAGGGGCGGGCACUCAACGAAAGAAUAAAGAAAUGCAACAAGAGAUACCGAAAAAUACAGAUGAAGAUGUGAAUAGGGAUGUGUGGAGGUCGUGUCCAAACAACGGGUUCUUUGUCUGAACCUUGCUGUGAAGAUAUUUGUGAAGAUGACCACUCUCACACGACAGGAUCUCAAUUUUGGACAAGGGAGGUGUAUCCAAUUGGAAUCUUUCAGAAGAGGAAGAAGUACAAUGUACCUGUUCAGAUGUCAUGUCACCCAGAGCUUAACCAGUACAUCCAGGACACGCUGCACUGUAUCAAGCCUUUGAUUGAGAAGAAUGAGGUGGAUCGGGUGGUGGUGGUGAUCCUGGAUAAAGAGCAUCAUCCUGUGGAGCGCUUUGUCUUUGAGAUAUCCCAACCUCCUUUGCUGUCUGUCAGCUCUGACUCCCUGCUGUCCCGUGUUGAGCAGCUUCUUCGAGCUUCGAUUCUGAAGAUCAGUGUCUGUGAUGCAAUUCUGGACACCAACCCUCCAGGCUGUACCUUCACUGUGCUGGUUCAUACCAGAGAUGUUGCCACUCGAAACAUGGAGAAGAUUCAGGUGAUAAAGGAUUUCCCAUGGAUUCACGCUGAUGAACAAGAAGUGAAUAUGCGAGAGCCUAGACUAAUCCCACUGAAAACUAUGACAUCUGAUAUCUUGAAGAUGCAAUUAUAUGUUGAAGAGAGAGCUCAGAAAAUAUCCUGACUCAAUGGCAGUAAUACCAAGUAGAACAGAGAUCCUAAGGCACUGGGUGUGCUUCAUCACUGAACUGCUAUGUGGCACAUGAAAGAACUUUGAAAACUUGUGAAAUGUGAAGCAUUAUGUGGAAUCAUAUCCUGAAAUGGAAUUGGUGGAUGGGUUUUAACUCUCUUGUAUUGUCAUGAUAGCUUGUAGUUUGACCAUGUACAUGUGUUGUGCUGUCCACAUGAAGGAUGGUGUGAAAUUGACUAGAAAUUAAUGGCUGAGUCAGGGUUGCAAAGUAAUUGUUUGUUUAUGAUUGCACAUUACUUUUCAUGAUGCACUCAGGAGGCUAUCCAGGAAUGUACUGUGCACCAAUGUUAUGACAUUAUACAAUUUAGAAACUAUAGAGUUGCACCCAGAGACAACUGUCAGCUUUGUUGAAGAAUUAGUCAACUGUGCCAGUUUGCAGCCUUUAAAGGGAGGGAACAAACAGGCUGCAGGACGUUGAAGGAGAGGGGUCUUUUUCCAUCUGCCACUUGGAAUAAACUGGGUGAAAGAAUGUUUGAUAAAAAUUCAAAUGUGAGGUUGCUUUGUUUUACACUUUAAAAUAAAGUUUGUGAAACUGAAAGAAAUAAAA
Messenger RNA from Pristis pectinata (smalltooth sawfish), 1360 nucleotides. RefSeq names its product mitotic arrest deficient 2 like 2 (gene mad2l2). Gene Ontology annotation, cellular component: zeta DNA polymerase complex. NCBI's taxonomy places the organism in Eukaryota, Metazoa, Chordata, Chondrichthyes, Rhinopristiformes, Pristidae. The record is from RefSeq and is a predicted model, not a curated record. The transcript is spliced from 9 exons. The coding region runs from base 106 to 747 and encodes 213 amino acids.